AUGCCCAUGGUGAAGAGGACUGAGGCCAUUCAAGCCAAGUAUAAUGUAACUGUUGACUUUCCACACCUCGGUUUACAUUCUGCAGCGGCUACCGGCGAUUUGGGAUUGGUCAAAUAUGCCCUCGAACAUGGACAGCCUAUCAAUUCCGUCCUCGAUGGCGUCCUUCCACUCCACGCUGCAUGUUCUGGGGGGAAUGAUCUUGUUGUAAGACUACUGAUUGAAAAGGGUGCUGACGUUAAUGCUCCACGGCUGCCUCGACGAUAUUUUAGCGAGAGAUUCCGCGACGCAUCAGCGCCGAUUGUGGGAACGUCUGGUUCUACACCUCUUCAUUUCGCUUGUGCCAAUGGACAUACCAACGUCGUCCUCACUUUGCUCAUGCACGGCGCUCAUCCCGACCGCACUGACAAACAUGGGAAGACCCCUGAAGUGCUUUCUCGCGAGAAUGGUUUCAUGGCAUGCGCGGAUAUCCUACAAGAGUGGGUUCAUAACAAGGACAGGGACUUGCGGGAAAGGGAAGGGACUGGUUUGGCUCUUGACGCAGAAUCAAGUGCGGAUGUCAAGUCUCAUCAUCACCAUUCAUGCUCAGGCAGCGACUGCAAAAUUUGCCCAAUUGGCAAGAGGUUGCGCGUCAAGAGAUCUAUUGAUCAUGCUCUGAAUGUCUUGAUGCCCUCUUUGGCUCAGUCUCAUUCAUCAUCCCUCCAGUCCUCUUCUGCCGUACCAACGUUGGAAACCAUUGUCGCGUCUCCAUUGAUACCCACAGACGGUUUAGGGGAGUCCGCGCUCCGAGAUGACACUGGUACGAGUAGAAUGGAUCACUCGUCUACUCGUCGCCCUUCCCUUCCGGAUGUGCUUGACGUGAACCAGACCAUGCCGAUGGUAAGGCGUCCCCCAGUUGCAGUAACUAGUUCACGCAGGCCUAGAUCUGCGGGAACCGACGCCGAAAACACCACCACCACUCACAGAGUGAAGGGAAAGGUUUCCUUGUUGAAUAUAUUUAAGAAGAAUAACGCUGACAUACCAGGGGCGUCGGAGAGCUCUAGUUACGCCUCACCUACAUCCUCUACAUCCGUGUCACCAUCUCCCGUUCCUUAUCAACUGUCAAAUGGGUCAUUCUCACCAUCUCCUAAUGCUUCUCCUCGUGGGGUAGCUUCGCCUUCUACAGAAGAGACUCCUCUCGAUGCCACAGUCACCCGCAAAUUUCGUGGUCGCUUAUUCAGUGAGACAACGGCAUCGCAUCCGCCGCUAGCGAUUGAGCUGCAUCGGGCCAUGUCAGAUGAAAGACUCAGGACACGGACACAAUCAAAUCAGGGUUUCACGUUUCAGCCUCAAGCCAGGACAAACCCUUCUUUGGAAUCUACAAGUCCGCCAGUGAAGCUGGGUUACCUUCGCCCACAUUAUCGCUCCAUCUCAUCUGGUAAUUCACAAACGUCUAUUCCUCCCUUCGACUCUGUAGGGACUCCAGCAUCGCGUGCUCUGCGGUUCGAUUCUAGCUCUACUUCUACAUCACAACAGGGUAACGGCCGUCAUUCAAGUCAUAGCCCGGGUAGGAGUGUUCGAACCGCCAGAAGUAUUAGUUCUGUGCGGAGCGCACUUCAUACGGACACUUCUCGAUCGCCACUCAUACCUACGGCCCAACUUGGUACAUCUAGUGGGGUAACCGAAUUUACGGAAGAGCCAGAAUAUCUCGAAGAGGACGAACAAUACGACGAGCCGAUUACAUCUUCAGCAGGUCUAAUACAGCCUGAUAGUCGGUCAAGUACGUUGAAGGUAGAGGGUCAAUCCAGGCGAAAUUCAACGAUUUCAUCGCAUGCAUCUCUUUCCCCUCUUCCUUCCCCUGGUAUUGUUUUGCCUUCCACCAAUUUCGACGGUCCGUUUAACAUCAACUCCCCCCCACCCGAAGACCUGGAUUCGCCAACGGAGCUUACUCACUUGGAUACACGCAAUAUGGAGUGCAGGUUACGGGGAGAUUCAAUGAGCAGCAUGAGCACUAGCGGUACAAGCGCAUACCUCACGACACCAGGGCUGCAACAUCCUCAACUUCCGCCACCGCACAUCCUUUCUUCUGUCUCCACUCCUCCGGAGUUCCCAGCCAUGGAUUAUAGUGGGCGAGGUAUUAUUAGUCGGGCGGCUUCGUCGUCCGCCGCAUUCCCUCAUGAUAUCGAAACCACUUACAGUGCAAAAGGCCUGCGAGCAGCGCUCGAUAUCGACAUCAGAUCAAUUUCGACGCACGCACAGGCGGAAGCUCUGGUGCAGCGGGCGCAACGGAGUAUCUUGGAGAUGCAAGAGGUCGAUGUUAGCCAGCAAGUACCUGUGGAAAGCGCUGUACCAGACCGAACACCAUUAAGUGCAAAGCUAGCUGCAUAUGGCGAGAGUCUUGCCCUGGAGCGGAAGUUGAAGCAGGAAGAGCAGGGAAAGCGAGGGAGUGCUUCUCAAACUCAAGUCACAAAUGAUAGAAAUGAUGCAAACGAAGUAUCACUCGUAGGUUCUCCGCGCAGCGCUGUCAAUUUGAAGGGUCUGGAUAGGAAAUACAGUCUGGAAGAGCGAUCGCAUGGUAGCGGCACGGUGAGACAAUCGAGGACCAAACGACCUCAUACCAGCGGUGGAUCCUCCUCAUCGGACAUGUCACAAUUCCGUCCAGGUGACGGACCUCAUUCAUCUGUCUAUCAACUUUCUGCGCCGGUAUCUCAUGUUGCCAGCUCGUCUUCGACAGAUCUGUACUCUCGCAUGCAGGGAAACCCAGUUACGCCACCGAGGAGUUCACACUUGAAGACGAACUCGGAGUUCUAUCGCGAUGCGAGGCCAAGGCUGAACCGUUCGUACACUCCUGAGCCUGGCUCCGAUGUAUUCCCAUCUCCUGAUUCCACAACCGGUGCUCCUCUGUCUCGGAUAUGUACUGCCCCCACGGAUUCGUACCCGGAUUUUGACAGGAAAUUGAGCAGCCAGGAGCGGCACGCAGCGCGCGUGAAUAAACUCGCAAAGAUGGGUUUUUCUUCACCGUCUCCAGAUCCGCGGCAGAGCUCGACCGCUGGUUCGCGUAGCCACCCCGGCUACAAGCAACGGCUGGGUGGACUCAAAGGCUUUGUGCAGAACCUGCAGUUGAUGGGCAAGUAG
Fibroporia radiculosa is the source of this 3111-nucleotide messenger RNA. RefSeq lists its product as uncharacterized. Gene Ontology annotation, molecular function: protein binding. The transcript is spliced from 4 exons. The record is from RefSeq and is a predicted model, not a curated record. Bases 1 to 3111 code for a protein of 1036 amino acids. NCBI's taxonomy places the organism in Eukaryota, Fungi, Basidiomycota, Agaricomycetes, Polyporales, Fibroporiaceae. Gene Ontology annotation, cellular component: cytoplasm; nucleus.